Cyclopterus lumpus (lumpfish) is the source of this 852-nucleotide messenger RNA. Its product is annotated as troponin I, slow skeletal muscle-like. NCBI's taxonomy places the organism in Eukaryota, Metazoa, Chordata, Actinopteri, Perciformes, Cyclopteridae. Gene Ontology annotation, biological process: muscle contraction. The coding region runs from base 286 to 852 and encodes 188 amino acids. Gene Ontology annotation, cellular component: troponin complex. The record is from RefSeq and is a predicted model, not a curated record. The transcript is spliced from 7 exons.
AUGGUUUUGUCCAGCAGGCCUUUCUAAAAGUAAGACAAUGUAGUAAUUUAAUGUAUAAUUUGCAAAUCAUUGUUAAAGAACAAUAAAAGCCACGGAGUAAAUACUAACAUUUCGAGGACAAGCUUUAAAAGAUCAACGCGGUAACUUGUAACACUACACGUGGAUUGCAGCUACGGUGGCGCUAAAAAGGGAAACCACAGUUAAGACCCGCUGGUCCCCACUGGUGAGCACUUCAGAGGCAAACACUUUUAUUUUUGUCUUCCAGGGGGAAUUGAAAUAGCCAAGAUGCCUGAGAAAGCACCGGAGAGAAAAUCUCAAAUCUCCGCCUCUCGGAAGCUCAUGCUAAAGAGCUUGAUGGUCGCCAGGGCCCAGGAGGAGCUGGAGCAGGAGUUCGAAGAAAAAGAGGACCAGAAGGCAAAGUACCUGGACGAAAGAUCUCCUCCUGUACAGAUCGGUGGCUCGUCCUCAGACGAGCUGCAGAGGCUAUGCGAAGAGCUGCAUGCCAAAAUAGACGCGGUGGACGACGAGCGGUACGAUAUCGAAGCCAAAGUCUCGCACAACACCAGAGAGAUCAAAGACCUGAACAUCAAGGUCUUGGACCUGCGGGGGAAGUUUAAGAGGCCUGGUCUGAGAAGGGUGAGGGUCUCUGCUGAUGCCAUCCUGCGCUCCCUGCUGGGCUCCAAGCACAAGGUCUCUCUGGACCUGCGAGCUAAUCUCAAAUCGGUCAAGAAGGAGGACACAGAAAAGGAGAAGACGGCGGAGGUGAGCGACUGGAGGAAGAACGUGGAGGCCAUGUCGGGCAUGGAGGGCCGCAAGAAGAUGUUCGACGGGGCGAAAGGCCAAACCCAGUAA